CGUCAAGUGUCUAUGUGUUUGUGUUUUCUAUAUACAAAAAAAUGUUAGGGAAGAGAAAAAUUAAUUUAAAUAUUACUUUUCAUUAAAUGCAGUCACAUACUAGCGAGUAUAUAUGUGUCUUACUGAAGAAGGUGUGUAACGAAUUUGAUAUCGAGUGCUCGAAGUGGCGUAGUUUAACUACAGAUAACGCAAACAACAUGAAGGCGGCCUCAAAUUUAUUUUUGGGAAGUGGCAAACACAUUUCAUGUUUCGCUCAUACCAUUCAUUUGGUAGUCGACGACGUAGUAAAGGGCAUAUCAUCUUUUUCACACGUUUUGGAUAAAGUGAAGAAAAUUGUUACUCAUUUUAAGCACAGUCCAGCUGCGAUGGACAUGUUGCGGAAACUACAGGCCGACGAAGGAACAGCUGAAGGUCACAUUAAAACUCUCGUACAAAGUGUGGACACAAGGUGGAACUCCUGCCUGGACAUGCUUAUUUCGUUCUUAAGUAUUUCGAAUAAAGUAGCGAUAGUCCUAAUUAAUAGAUCAACAACUGUCAAAGGAUUGCCGGAGAUGCUAACGGCUUCAGAAUUGCUAAUUUGUCAAGAUUUCUGUGAUCUACUUAUGCCUUUUAAAGAUGCGACAGAAAAAAUAAGUGGCGAAAGUUACGUAACCGUGAGCAUGGUAAUCCCACUUAUAUUACUGUUGAUGGACAAAAUUCGCAAAAUACAACUAGAGUCGGCCGAAGGAAUUUUAACUAAGGAAGCUUUAUUGAAGGAAGCAGAUAAACGUUUUAAGUUUUUGCAGAACAACAAAAUUCUUGUCAAAUCGUCUUUGUUGGAUCCGAGAUUUAAGAAAGUUUAUCUUUCUCCUCUCACAGCCCUUGAAGCUCUCAAGGACAUUGCUUAUGAAAUGUCUAAGAACAAAAAUAUUGAAGAAGACUUAGUGCGCCCCGCAAAUGAUAACGUACCACAAGAAGCCUGUUCUAAAAAUGAAGGAUUUCUGGAGGCGCAUAUGAGGUCCAUUGCUACGCUUGAACCUUUGGAAGUAACGGAAAACCAGGAGAUCAAAUUGUUUUUGAGUCUUCCCUUCACUUCAUGGGACAGCGAUCCAAUAUCCAAGGAACACAUUCCCAAUGCUAUCAAAGCUGGCAUUGGGCUACCUUAUUACACCAGGUAGUUCAGUACCAUCAGAGAGGUUGGCGUCAGCCAUAAAAUGUGUGGUAUGUGACACCCGAAGCCGCAUGACGGACCUUCAUGUACAACAACGGGUGUUUUUAAAAUCGUUAAAACAAGAAUUUUGGAGUUAAAUUUUGGUUAAUAAAAAAAAUAAAUAUAUAAAAAUAUCAAAAAUACUUGAUAU
Molecule: messenger RNA, 1340 nt
Organism: Drosophila nasuta
Lineage: Eukaryota; Metazoa; Arthropoda; Insecta; Diptera; Drosophilidae
Product: zinc finger BED domain-containing protein 6-like
Exons: 2
Coding region: 87-1157 (356 amino acids)
Molecular function (GO): DNA binding
Source: RefSeq, a predicted model, not a curated record